Messenger RNA from Guillardia theta CCMP2712, 1178 nucleotides. RefSeq lists its product as hypothetical. The transcript has 8 exons. Bases 1 to 1008 code for a protein of 335 amino acids. The record is from RefSeq and is a predicted model, not a curated record. Lineage: Eukaryota; Cryptophyceae; Pyrenomonadales; Geminigeraceae.
AUGCUGCGAUGGAUGAUGCUCACGGCGAUGACAGCAGCGAUGUUGAACGGAACCGGCUCAGAUGCGAUCUACGAGCACAACCAUCAUGUUGUGAGUCCUCCAGAGUUCGGUACUGGCAACAAUGCUGGAUCGCAUCACAUGGUUUGUGAAGGAUGGCCAGCAUGCUCUCUAUCGCUCUAUCUUGAAUGGAUGCAUGGUAGCAUGGGUGUUGUAUCAGAAGAGAAGACUUUGCGCAAUGAAAUCAAUCAGUUGUCCUCGAUUAAUUGCUCAAAAACAUCUUGCAGUUCCUCGGAAAGGGUCAAGGAGAUUGAAGAUCAGUUGAAACAAGCACAAACCCUGUUGGACAAGACCGAAGCUGCAGUAGCGAAGCAGAACAAGGCUCAAGACGACUUCUGGGAGAGGUGGCUUAAAUCCGUGGAUGCCCGGCUCAGGAAGCUUGACGAGAUUGGAAAAGAAAUCAAGGUGAUCGACAGGAAAGAGGCAGAGAGUCAGCUGGACAAGAUAAAAGAGCUCACACUAGAUGUGUCUUUGCUCGGAGAACAUCGCAUGAGGUUUGAACUUGACGGAACCAGGGACAGACAAGACACUGCAACUAUCCCUUCCUCUGAUCCCCGCAGAUCGACGGCUACCAUCCGCGAGGAGUUUCUGAACAAAUCGUGGGACUACCUCGUGCUCGAUUCAUCAAGUAUCAAUUCAGAAAUCAUCCGAACUCACGCGGAGCAGAGGUCCCUGUGCCUCCUGCGCGAGCUGCUCGAUGCCUGGCUGUCGGCGGGCGCGGUCGAGCACACGAGGUGCCCGCUGGGGAGGGAGGAAGACGAUUGCUUCAUGCGAUGCUCGAGAUACUGCAGAGCCUACAGCAAGUGUCGAGGAGCUGCGGUGAUGGGGUCGUCGUGCCUGGUAACGGAGGAUGGGUCACUUCUGCCUCUUCUCCAUCGCCUACCGGAGACGCGGGUGCUGGUGAAGGAGAGCAGCUCCUCGCUGUCUGUGUCGAGGCUCGAGGGCAGGUAGACGGCUUCCAUCGAGGCCUCUCUGCCGUGACUCGUCCAAGAGCCUGAGGUGCGCUGGAUGCACCAGGGCUGAUAAAAUCAAAGCUAGCGUUAUUCUGUUGGAGGUGGCGUGGCGUGUGUAAGGGAUCGAACCUUGACGCCCAGCGCUCAGAAGUUGAGGUUUCUGUUUCG